Lepidothrix coronata (blue-crowned manakin) is the source of this 1625-nucleotide messenger RNA. It is a transcript of the gene LIMK1, whose product is annotated as LIM domain kinase 1. Gene Ontology annotation, molecular function: protein serine/threonine kinase activity; ATP binding. The coding region runs from base 371 to 1561 and encodes 396 amino acids. The transcript has 9 exons. The record is from RefSeq and is a predicted model, not a curated record. Gene Ontology annotation, biological process: actin cytoskeleton organization; protein phosphorylation; positive regulation of stress fiber assembly. Gene Ontology annotation, cellular component: cytoplasm; nucleus; neuron projection. Lineage: Eukaryota; Metazoa; Chordata; Aves; Passeriformes; Pipridae.
GGGGUUUGUGACCAAGGGGACACGUCCCUCUGACUGUGACCAGGGUGACAUCCAUGGGCAGGAUCCCCCUUGUGUGACCAUGGACAGGCUGGCACGUCUGUGACCAGGGUGGGAUGUCCCUCUGUCCGUGACCAGCCUGUCACAUCCUUCUGUGUGCCUGUGCCAGGUUGGCAUGUCACCGUAGCCAUACAUAGAGAGACAUGUCCUUCUGUGUUUCUGUCACCAGGGUGGGAUGUCCUCUCUGUCCAUGACCAGGCUGGCACAUCCCUCUUUGUGUCUGUGCCAGGCUGGCACGUCUGUCACCAGGGUGGCAUGUUUGUGACUGGUCUGGCACAUCCCUCUGUGUGUCCAUGCCCAGGCUGGCACGUCCAUGCUGGGCUGUCACCUCCCUGCCCCAUGUCUGUCCCAACUUGGUGUCCCCAGAUGUUCCUGCAGCACCAGCCUGCACUGUCACCCCUGGAAUCCCCUGCUGCCACCCUGGGGAAGGUGGCACACGGAUGCAGUGGGGUGCUGCGAGUGCGGGGCCUCCCUGUCCCACCAGUACUACGAGAAGGAUGGGCGGCUGUACUGCAAGAAGGAUUACUGGGCACGCUUUGGGGAGCUGUGCCACGGCUGCUCCGAGCACAUCACCAAGGGGCUGGUCAUGGUGGCUGGGGAGCAGAAGUACCACCCCGAGUGCUUCAGCUGCCUCAACUGCCGCACGUUCAUCGGGGACGGGGACACCUACGCGCUGGUGGAGCGCUCCAAGCUCUACUGCGGGCACUGCUAUUACCAGAUGGUGGUGACGCCGGUGAUCGAGCAGAUCCUGCCGGAUUCCCCGGCUUCCCGCAUCCCACACACCGUCACGCUCGUCUCCAUCCCCGCCUGCUCCGACGGCAAACGCGGCUUCUCUGUGUCCAUCGACCAGGGCUGUGGCACUGAGCACCCCCGCACCGUCCGUGUCCGAGAUCUCAGCCCGUCCUUCCCCCAGGCCUACCUCCACUCCAUGAACAUCAUCCACCGUGACCUCAACUCCCACAACUGCCUCGUGCGGGAGAACAAGAGUGUGGUGGUGGCUGACUUUGGACUGGCGAGGCUGAUGGUGGACGAGAAGAACCAGCCCGAACAUCUCAAGAACCUGAAGAAACCGGACCGCAAGAAGCGAUACACGGUGGUGGGGAACCCCUACUGGAUGGCCCCCGAGAUGAUCAAUGGGAGGAGCUACGACGAGAAGGUGGACAUCUUCUCCUUUGGCAUCGUCCUGUGUGAGAUCAUCGGCCGGGUGAGCGCCGACCCCGAUUACCUGCCCCGCACCACCGACUUCGGCCUCAACGUCAGGGGCUUCCUGGAGCGCUACUGCCCCCCCGCCUGCCCCCCCAGCUUCUUCCCCAUCGCCGUCACCUGCUGCGACCUGGACCCCGAGAAGCGGCCGUCCUUCGCCAAGCUGGAGCAGUGGCUGGAGACCCUCCGCAUGCACCUGGAGAUCCACCUGCCGCUGAGCUCCCAACUGGAGCAGCUGGACCGAGCCUUCGGGGAGACGCACCGGCGGGGGGAGGGCGGGGUCCCUGCGCCCCCCCGAUAGACCCCCACCCACCCGCCCACCCACACCCCUCUGGAGCGGCGGGAGAAGGAGCUGCACCCGCCGC